Molecule: messenger RNA, 3635 nt
Organism: Notechis scutatus (mainland tiger snake)
Lineage: Eukaryota; Metazoa; Chordata; Lepidosauria; Squamata; Elapidae
Gene: TMEM62
Product: transmembrane protein 62
Molecular function (GO): hydrolase activity
Source: RefSeq, a predicted model, not a curated record
CAUAGGAGCCCGCAGAGGAAGCGGGUGGCUGUGGCCUGUUGCCGGUGGAAGACCGGCACCGUUGAUUCACGCCUGGCAGUGGAUGUGGAAAAGCCGGUCGAAAAUGCUGCGGUUGUUGGCUGGGCUGCUGGCGGUCACGUUGGUGACGGUGACAGUGUUGAUGGAUCGGUACAGUUUUGCGGGACCACAAAAGCCCCGGCUCCCACCUCGCCCUUUCGCUUCCGAGCCGGCGCCCGGGGCGAAAGCCAACAACCUUUUCUGGAUGAUUCAGGUAUCGGAUCUGCACAUCAGUAAGUUUGUGAGUCCCAGACGAACUUCUGAUUUUGAGAAGUUCUGUAAGGAAACAAUUCCCAUAAUUCAACCUGCUGUUACAUUAGUAACAGGUGACUUGACUGAUGCCAAAACAAAGGAUGGAUUUGGAUCUGAUCAGAUUGAGGUGGAGUGGCAAACUUACCAGACAAUCCUAAAAAGAUCUAAGGUCAUGGAAAAAACGAAAUGGAUAGAUAUCAAAGGAAAUCAUGAUACAUUCAACAUGCCUAGCCUGGAAAGUGUUCGUAAUUACUACAGGAAAUAUUCUGCAUGGCAGAAAGAUGGCUCCUUCCAUUACGUUCAUAAAACACCUUUUGGAAAAUAUUCUUUCAUCUGUGCGGAUGCAAGUCUUACUUCAGGUCCCAAGAAACCCUACAAUUUCUUUGGGAUAUUAAAUGCGAAUAAAAUGGAGGAGUUGUCUGCACUGAUCUCAGAAAGCCAUGAGAGUAACCAUACAGUUUUGUUUGGUCAUUACCCUACCUCAUCAAUCAUCUCUGCAUCUCCAGGAAUACGAACGGCCAUGCGUUCUGCCUUAGUUUAUUUGUGUGGGCAUUUCCAUACAUUGGGUGGCUUGGUGCCUGUCCUUCAUACUCGUCAUCCUGAUGGGACUUUAGAACUGGAGUUGGGAGACUGGAAGACUAGUAGGAAGUAUCGGAUUCUUGCUUUUGAUCAUGAUCUCUUCAGUUUUGCUGACCUGAAAUUUGAGGAAUGGCCUGUAAUUCUUAUCACCAAUCCUAAAUCAUACCUUUAUAGUAGCUAUGCUCAUGAACCGCUACAGAGAAUUCUUCAUUCUACCCAUAUUAGAAUUUUGGCCUUCUCUCCUUCUCCUAUCAAGUUUGUGAAGAUCAUGAUUGAUGACAUUUAUCUUGGAGAUGCUAUUCAGGUGUCUGGACCUCUCUACGUCCUGAAAUGGUCCCCCAAAAACUACAGUCAAGGAUUUCACCAGAUAGCUGUAACUGUGAAGGAUAUCAGUGGUAGAAGUGCCACUCAGCUUCAUACAUUUGCUAUGCAGGAAAGCCUUUCUCUUAAAUUUGAUCUUUUGGCAUCUUGGCUUCUUCUUACUGACCACUAUAUAUGGGUACGAACAUUCUUUGUAUUAACAAUUAUAUUUCAAGUUGCUUUGCUGAUUAUUUUCCGGUUUCGAGCAAAACCUAAAUUUAAAAAACCUCUGGGUGUGGCUGUAGGAACCUCUUUUUCUCUUCAUAUCCUGAGCAAAAUAGAUUUAUUCUUCUACUCGUUUCUGUUGCUGAAUUUAUAUACUGUUCUAGGACCCUGGUUCAUUGGUGAGCUUAUAGAUGACCAUGUGGGUGUCUGCUUUUCCUUUGGGUUAAUUGUUAAUGGCCAGUUCUUUGAAGGCGUCUCAACCUUCGCUGUUGGAAUUUUACAGGUGUUAUUUUUCAACCUACCACUGAUGGCGUACACAUGUUGGUGCCUAUUGCUGCGUUGCCAGGGCCAAUGUUUUCGUUCUCAUCUGUAUCUUACCAAACCAUAUUGGACUGUGCCCAUCCAUUUAACAAUGUUACUUCUAUUUUUCUGGCAAGUCUUUUCCUGUUACUUCGUACUGAAGGCAUAUGGAACUAUUUCUUUUUUUCUUUCUCCAAUAAAAACUGGGGUUGUUGCACUAACCCUCUUCCUGGUCUACAGAAUUUGGGCAAUGGAAUCUAUUUUGCUGAGAACCUUUAUGAUAGAUAUAAAGAACUACCAAACUUCCUGAUGUUUCCUUUUUUCAGGAGCCUGAAGUAUACAUUCACUUAAACUGUUAAGUGACAAAGCUGUGAACUACUUCCCGUUUGUAUGUCUUAUGUUCUGAUCGCAUAGACAAUUGAUUAUGAAGGUUCAGGAUUGCUAUGAAACUUCUGUAAUAAAACUUGUAGAAAAAAGUGACACUAUUUGCCUCAGGAACUGCUUUCUUUUAUAUUUAUAUUAAUACUCACUGAUUUUGACAUCAUGCUGUUUUAAUGCUUGACAAAAUUUAUGAAUGGACUAUUGUAAUGCUUUGUAAUUGUUUCUACUUUUGUGUUUCUUUAUUUACCUAAACAUAGGAUAUUUGCCUUUUUCUGAAUAGUAACUUACACAGCCCUAAUUGAAGGCCUGUUAAGUCAUGUCAAUCACCUUUGUCCACUUUCCUUUUCAAGCCCAGUCAUUUCCCCAACUCCAGCCUCCAUUUUUUAAAAAUGUUUUUCAAACUGUCCUGGUUUUAACAAAAGUUCUGUAGUUUUUGGUUAUAUAUAUUGUACUGUAACAGAUUUGAUGACAAGAAAAAUGUUAUGAGUGCUUUCGAUAUUAUUUAUAACAGAGUCCGUAAUGUCCGAGUUGUUAAUAUGAUGCCCAAAUGAUUGCAAUGGAGGUGCCCAUUAAGACUCGUAAUCAGAGUUAGUGAAAGGCAUUUCCUUUGCUUUAGGAAACUUCUACUCUCCAACUGUUUUCAGAGUCAGAGUAUGCUGUACAAACUUGGCCAUGUGGCUUAUAAACUGAAUUAAAAUCAAAAUGUUCUAUUUUGAUUUAGCAUAUUGUGUGAACUUAACAAAUAGUGGUUUUUUUUUCAAAUAAUUAAUGCUUAAACAAACCAUACAUAUAAAGGCCAUGGUUCAAUAUAUGAAUUCAGAUGAAAAUGAAAAUGUUUGUGCCUUCUGCACGCUUGCAUAUGGAAGAUAGAUUUAUGUCAAAUUCCUGGUGGUUUCCUCUAGUAAUUUCAGAUAGGCAAGAAUCCACUAAAAUGCACAUAAUUUCUUGUAAAGCUUUCUGGAUUAUUGCCAGUAUUAAUGUUGCAUAUAUAUCACUUAACAGAUCAAUGUAGUCUAUUAGCAAUCGGUUGCUAUGGAAUAUUGCUGAUUUUCUUGGUCCAUGAUUAUUAUGCUGAAUGGGAUCACAAUGAGAUUGAAAUAAACAGUGUUCAUCACUUUUGUCAUGCAGGAACUGAGAUAAUCAGUAAAAAAAUAGAAUGUGCUGCAUCUUGUUAAAAUAAUGAAUGCGAAAAAUACAGUUAACUGUAUCCUGUACUUAUAUGAAAAUGGGUCAAUUAUAGAACUACACAUGUGAAAUGAGCACCUACUGACAAUGGCUAAACCUUGUAGAAGUCUGUCUCUAAAUGUCCAAUACAAUUUAUCUUAUGCCAUAAUCAAUAACUGACCUGAUGUUUUUCAGCUUCCAGGAUUCACAGCUUAUGAUUAGGAUGGGUAUGGCUGAUGAGUCAAGUCACAGCAUGUUUGUAUGUUUACUGAAAAUAAUCCAAGAGAUGUAGUUAUAAGACUCUAUAUAAUCUUGCACAUGAUAUGGCUGGAAGUAUGUAUGUGUAUUGUAAAAGAGUGCCUCCGCCAUUUUUUCUU